Molecule: messenger RNA, 915 nt
Organism: Spirodela intermedia
Lineage: Eukaryota; Viridiplantae; Streptophyta; Magnoliopsida; Alismatales; Araceae
Source: the annotation of a GenBank genome assembly
AUGAAUGGCGUUUCAACAUCAGGUGGUGGUGUUCGGGCAGCCCUCUCCUACUGCGUACAGCAAGUCCGCACCUAUGACUACCACCACUACCUCUGCCUUCUUCACCUCCCUCCCCUCGUGCGCAAGGCUGCAUUUGCUCUUCGUGCAUUUAAUAUUGAGACUGCCAAGGCCAUGGAUGCCUCCUCCAAUCCCCCGGUUGGUCUCAUGCGCCUCCUCUGGUGGCAAGAAGUGGUGGACAAGAUAUUUUCUGGCAAGCUCGUGGAGCACCCAGUGGCACAGGCUCUCUCUUCUGUAAUCGGGGAGCAGAGAAUCAGUAAGCAUUGGCUCAAGAGGUCAGUCGAAGCCAGGAUAAAUGACGCGAGAAGGGAACCCGGCGAAGCACCAGAAACAAUAAAGGAGAUAGAGAAGUAUGCAGAAGACACUCAAUCCACCAUCCUAUAUAUGAUCCUCCAAGCUGGUGGGAUUCGAACUGCUACGGCAGAUCACGCAGCCUCUCACAUUGGGAAGGCAGACGGACUUCUCCUGCUUCUCAAAUCCUUACCUUACCAUUUGAACCGGGCUGGGAGAGUUUCUUAUAUGCCGGCUGAGGUGGCAAGAAAGCACGGCAUAUUGGUCACCGGACAAGGCCGUUCGGAGAUCCUUCUGGAGCCCACCGAGCAAUUCUCUGAAGCGGUCUUUGACGUGGCAUCUGUCGCUAAUGCCCAUCUCAAGAAGGCUCGGGAAUUGUAUAGCUCCGUGCCGGCUGAAGCCCUCCCGGUGCUGUUGCCGGCGGUGCCUGCUCAAGUAUUUCUGGAUUCACUGCAAAGGGUCCAGUUCAAUGUGUUCGACUCGAGGCUAUCCCGUGGUGUGAUGGGCGUCUCCCCGUUAUGGUUUCAGUUGAAGUUGAACUGGCAUGCGUGGAGGAAGUCGUAUUGA